CUGCAUGCACGCGCGAUCCGUCGAAUGGUUAUCGAUCGAUAAUGGAAGCUGCGGCAGCGCCCUCUGUUUAGGAACGAUACAGAGGCUGGAUCUGACAGCCAACAUGGAGACGAAGACAUAACACGGAGUGGGACUAUCCAGAUGGACAAAGGUGAAAAAGAGGACGCAAUUACAACCCAGACCCAAAUUCUGGGUUGUCUGCCCUUGCCAUUGUAACUUGAAGUAUUAAUUCUGGCAAGCAUGGUGCUGCAAUAUCAACUAGAUGGAGGGGGACAGUGGAUUUUAAUGUUUGCUUUCCUAUCCUGCUGCCUCUCUGUACCAGUAACAGCCAGCACAUAUUAUUUUGACAAGUAUGGUCACUGUGCCUCCACCAAUCCAAUCCUGAUUGAUGAUGAACAGCAUACAAUUUUGGCAAAGGGUGGUGAAGCCUACUCUACACUGCAGUGUGACUUGUCCUUCAAGGCCAAUCGCAAUGACCAGUUGUGCCUGCACUUCAUGACCUACGACAUUGAGAACUGUGAUGUUGAACUCUUUGUGUAUGACAAAGAUUCAAGUUCAGGCAGCUUUAUGAACAAAUUCACAUGUGGAUCAGAUGUCCAUAGUGUUUGCAGCUCGGGCCGCUAUAUGACACUGCUGUUAAAGAAGAGGAGAUUGAGUUCAAAAAUGUACAACUUUGAACUCAUUGUCAGGGAGAAGUCUGAAAGUGAUGUGUUUAUGGAUGGUCUGGAUGCGUUUGUGCUAUCAAUAGGCCUCAUCAUCGGAAUCAUUGUGGGUGUGGUGUGUCUGAUUGCUGUGUUGGCCAUUAUCAUCGUUUGUUGUUGUUGUAAGAGGAAGGCUAGUCAGGGGCGUGUGUAUCGUAAGGCACCGAAGGCGGCCUCUGAGUGUGAAUCAUUCCAGACAAAUGUCAACCACCACCCAGUACAACCAUCAGCACCCCCUCUUCAGGAGAGUAACCCACCUGUCAUGCAACUCCCCCAUGACCUCCAUCAAGCUUAUGCCCAGCCUCCAUUCCCUCUGGAACCACCACCAGCCUACUCCCCAGUCCCUCCCUCAGAGAGCCAGGCCCCAGAGAUUGUAAAAACAUGAAGUCAUCAAUUCAGGAGUCCUCAAAGUAUGAUGACACAAGAUGUCGUGAUCAUCAAAACAUGUCAUCAGAUGGUGUGAUCAUCAAAGCAUGAUGUCAUCAGAUGGUGUGAUCAUCGAAGCAUGAUGUCAUCAGAUGGUGUGAUCAUCAAAGCAUGAUGUCAUCAGAUGUUGUGGUCAAAUGUUGCAGAUGGUGUGCAUGUUCAACUAAAUAUAUCAUGAAUUUCUGGAAUCAUCAAAAUAUUCAUAUCAAAUUCAAAUUCAGGAUGUUUCUAAUUUUAGGAAUCUUUAUUACAUGAUGUUAUGAAAUAAUUUCAUUGUCUAAAUAUGAUGUCAUCAAUUGUUGUGAUCGACCAAACAUGGUUAAAUAUAAUUCAGGCAUAAUCACAACAUGGUGUAAAUUUAUGAAAUGUCAGAACAUUAUAUCAUCAUAUACAAAAAAUGUACUGUGAUUAUCCAAACAUCUCAUCAAUUUCUGAAUUUUUGAAUUUCUGGCAUCCUUGAAUCUUGAUAUGGAAUAUACAAUACAAUUAUAACAUGCUAUACUGGUAUAAUAUACCAUAUAAACAUUACUUUGUAUACUGGUAUAGUUAAUGCUGAUAUGUAAUGUAAGCUGAUCUAUUUUUCACAGGAAGAGACAAUUUCUGCGUGAAAGAAUCUUCAAAUUAUUUAGGAAUGCAUGAUUGAUGUGCGUUUUUUUUCUGUGAUCAUGAAUUGUGAUAUUUUAUGUAUAGAUCUGCAGUGUUCCAAGUGUCAUAAAAAAAGGAGUUUGAUUAAUUAACUCCAAAAUAUUUUUUUAUGAACCUGGUAGUUGAAAUUAAUAUCAUUAAAAUUGAAACUGACUUAUAAAGACAUCAUGGAGGGAUUUUUCAUUAAUGGUUCAUGGAUUAUCUCCAUUUAUAAAUAGGAAUAAUGUUAUUGGUAAAAAAAACCUAUCUCCUGUGAAAAAGUUAUUAAAUCAUUACAGUUUUGUAGGUUAGCAUGGUAAAUCGGUGAUACACGAUAUACCAUGUUUCUAUAUUGAUAGAUUGAAAAUGAAUAGCAACAUUUUAUUAUAUUAUUUACUAUAUAUAUAUAUAUACACGCAUUGUAAUUGCCAUAGAUGAUCUUGUGCCAUGACUUGGUGUCAUUUGUUAUGCGUCAUCUGUAUACUCGAACAUGACACCGUCAUUAUCAUAUACACUUCUAACUGUGUGACUAUAGCAUGUUCCAUUUAUUUAUUUAUUUAUAUAAAGUCAUAUCUGUCAUAUUUUUUAUUGAGAACCAGACUUAUUCAGUUUGACGGACAAAAUAUGUCUCUAUAUCGGAAAAACUGUCAAUUUAGAACAAUUUAUUUAUGUCAUAUCAGAUCUGUAGCGUUAUUUCCCCAUAUCAUUUUUACAGGGACAAAGACGUCAUUAUUUGUUAGGAAACUGUCCUCAUGUGACCGUGGCUAUAUUGGCAUUAAAGCGUUGACCAAAAAAUGAUAAAAUUUAUGUGAUAUUGUACAGGUUUACCUCCACUUAAUAAAUUUCUGUCUUGCCUAUAGGACCAUAUCAAGAUUGUGUUCCAAACAGUUGACAAAUUCAUUAAACAUUAUUUUAGCAUGGAUGGUCAACAAUAUCAAGAGAAAAUCUUUCAUUAUGUGUACCAUAUCAGGUUUGCAAUCCAUGACAUAAUAUAAAUGUACUCCUUUAACACUGUCUAUGGGACCAGUAUUACUUAUCUUUGCCUCAUUUUGAUGUCCAUUUAUUACAUUCGUCAUGUAUGUCCCUCCACAUUCAUUUGGUUGUACUUUUAAUCAUCACCAUUGUCAAAUGAAAUAUUUUUAACUACACAGGUAUACAAAAGUUUUAUAGAUAAUAAUGCUGAUUAUAAACAGAUUUUGUGCAUUUAUCAUACAAGAGUGUUUACGGUGCUGGUUUUUCUUGCAGUCGAAUUAGGAUGGGAUUUUGAGUCAUCAAAAAGCAACAAGGUUGUCAUUCAUAUGCCAUCCAGCAGGAUUUAAAUUAAUGCAUGGAAUUAAUAAUUGCUUUACCUGUGAUCAACAACAUAUGGUCCCAAUUUUUUUAAGUACCAUGUAUGGGCUGCAAGAUCCACAAGAUGCCCGUUAUAUUCAUAUCAAGAUCAAAGUAUCACAUUCAACACUUCAUGAACCUAGUCUUAAAUUCAGAGAUUUCCUCCCCCAAUUUUUUUUGAAAAUCUGAAUGGAAUCAUGUCUACUAUUUUUAUGCAGGAUUGCAUUUUUUCCUGUAAUAACAAUUUUACCCCGAUGUUUAAGUCAAUUUUAGUGCAAUAUUUUACUAUGUUAAUAAUUUUAAAUGUUUUACCUUUUUGUUGUUUUAUUUAAAUAUUUAUUUAUAGAAUCUUAGGUUGUAAACCGUCCUAUUUUGUGUUAAAAUUCAUGCAUAUUUAUUUUUGUUUUUAUUGUGAAAAAUUCAUAUUUUGUCGUCAUCACUUUUCAUGUUUGUAUACAUCAUUGUCUAGUUCAAUUACCAUCAGUAUAACAUAAUGGGAACAAUAAAACUAUUCAAACAGAUAGA
Messenger RNA from Pecten maximus, 3605 nucleotides. RefSeq lists its product as uncharacterized. The transcript is spliced from 6 exons. The record is from RefSeq and is a predicted model, not a curated record. Lineage: Eukaryota; Metazoa; Mollusca; Bivalvia; Pectinida; Pectinidae. The coding region runs from base 241 to 1086 and encodes 281 amino acids.